Homalodisca vitripennis (glassy-winged sharpshooter) is the source of this 5565-nucleotide messenger RNA. RefSeq names its product serine/threonine-protein kinase Pak (gene Pak). The transcript has 11 exons. Gene Ontology annotation, biological process: regulation of axonogenesis; intracellular signal transduction; protein phosphorylation. The coding region runs from base 224 to 1951 and encodes 575 amino acids. Lineage: Eukaryota; Metazoa; Arthropoda; Insecta; Hemiptera; Cicadellidae. The record is from RefSeq and is a predicted model, not a curated record. Gene Ontology annotation, molecular function: ATP binding; protein serine/threonine kinase activity. Gene Ontology annotation, cellular component: cytoplasm.
UGUGUGCGACCGAUAUGUCAUGGCGGUGAAUCAGGUUGAGUGGUAGACAAAGAAUGGUGAAUUUAAUGCUUAAUUUUUAUACUUAACACGGGUAGGCACUUACGUUUUGUUUGUACCGAAUGUUUCAUAAAUAUUAUCAGUAUUGUGUUUUAUACGAUUUUUUUCAUCAAAGGGUUUAGCACUUCUGUGAUUUUGAAUAUUUUAUAUAGACCUAUAAAAAUACAUGAAAAUGUCUGAUGAUGAAGAUAAACCACCUGCACCCCCAGUUAGAUUGACUAGCAAUCGGGGUGAUUCUGCUCCGAAUCUACCUGUAGACAUGCGGCCACUACCGAAAGAACCGGAUGCAGAUGAGAGAAAAAAGAAGACAACGAAAAACAAAACAAGAACGAAAAGAGAAACGGAAAAACCUAACAUUUCGUACCCCACUAAUUUUGAACACACUGUUCAUGUCGGAUUUGAUGCAGUGACUGGAGAAUUCACGGGCAUGCCGGAAGCGUGGGCCCGGCUCCUCAUGAGCUCUAAUAUCAGCAAGCAGGAGCAGAAGAAGAACCCUCAGGCAGUACUAGAUGUCCUCAACUGGUUUGAUCACUCUAGUAAAGAAGUCAAGGGGUCCAAGUACAUGACAUUGACAACUACUAAGAUGGUUGCAACAGUGGACUUGUGCCCCAGCUUGCGACAUACUCCCCAUCAUUCUGAUUCUUCUCAUAGUCAGCAUAGCUUGAGUCAGCCGUCAAGCAGUUCCCCAUCCUCUACAACCCCCGACACGGAGGGACAUCUGCCCCCCACUCCUGCCACCUCCGAGCAGGAGGACGAGCCCCCUCCUCCACCUGUCGCCACCCGUCCAGAGCGGACCAAGAGUAUUUAUACCAAACCAAUAGAAGAAGUAACACCAACACCUACGCCUCCUGUUGUGUCAAUAAGAGCGACAAAUGGAACAACAAUAUCGCCUACAGCCACAACUGUGCUGGACAAAAACAAGAACCACAACACCACCAAUACCAACACGACAACUACAACUAACACCAACACAAGUAGUACCACGGCACGAAAGAAGAAAUUGAGUGAUGACGAGAUACUAGAGAAACUAAGAACAAUUGUUAGCGUAGGUGACCCUAACCGCAAAUAUGCUAAGAUGGAAAAGAUCGGUCAAGGAGCGUCUGGCACAGUGUACACUGCUAUAGAAGCAUCUACAGGUAUGGAGGUGGCGAUAAAACAGAUGAACCUCUCUCAGCAGCCCAAGAAGGAACUCAUUAUCAAUGAGAUUUUAGUUAUGAGAGAAAACAAGCACCAUAAUGUUGUCAACUACCUUGACAGCUAUCUGGUCGGAGAGGAAUUGUGGGUGGUAAUGGAGUACCUGCCCGGAGGCUCUCUAACUGAUGUUGUGACGGAGACUUGUAUGGACGAGGGUCAGAUAGCGUCAGUCUGCCGUGAGGUGUUGCAGGCUCUAGAGUUUCUCCAUUGUAACCAGGUCAUCCACAGGGACAUCAAAUCUGACAACAUUCUUCUCGGAUUGGAUGGAAGUGUCAAAUUAACGGAUUUUGGAUUUUGUGCUCAGAUUUCACCAGAGCAAUCCAAAAGAACAACCAUGGUUGGUACUCCAUACUGGAUGGCCCCUGAAGUAGUGACCAGGAAACAAUACGGACCUAAAGUGGAUAUCUGGUCAUUGGGUAUCAUGGCUAUUGAAAUGAUUGAAGGAGAACCACCAUAUCUUAAUGAAAACCCUCUUCGAGCGUUAUAUUUAAUUGCUACUAAUGGUAAACCAGAGAUAAAGGAAAAAGAAAAGUUAUCACAGAUCUUCCAGGAUUUCUUAGAUCAGUGCCUAGAGGUUGAAGUAGAGAUUAGGGCUUCAGCUUCUGAAUUGCUUAAGCACCCGUUCCUGAAGCUGGCACGGCCGCUAGCCAGUCUCACCCCCCUGAUCAUGGCUGCCAAGGAGGCUGCUAAGAGCCACUGACGGGACGGGACCUCUCGCCCCGCUCACGUCCCCUCUUGAAUACGUCUUGUAUGUGAUUACGUUUCUCGUAGACUGAUAUGCGCGAUAUAUAAUUACAUUUUUAAGUUCUCAAGUUGCCCUUUAGGCCUAUAUUCUAGUCUGAUAAUUAAUUUUAAAGAGAUUAUUUUUAAACUCUAUGCAAUAUCCAAAUAAUUAUAACACAAUACAGCACUGUCAAUAGUCUGUUGGCAAAAGCUAAUUUUAUGAUUAAUCUUAAUAAAAACGUGAUAUCUGACGCAUUAUGGUGUAAAAAUUGUUAGGAUGUACAGCAAUACAAGGUGACAUUGUUAAAGUAAUGUCUCGCUUUGGUACUUAAAAUAGUUUUUACUCUGAAUAAUUAUCUAUUUAUAACAGCUCUUGAUUAAAAGAACAAAUUAAAAUUAUUACUGGUGCUUAAGUCAAAACAUGUGAAUGUUCCAGAAUUACUGACAACUUUUGUGAUUGUGAUUUUUGUAGAACGAUUAGAAAUAAAAUUUUCAGGUGAUACCACUGUGACAUAUUUUGUGGUUGGUGUAAAAUAAUAUAUAGUUAAAUUAUGGAUGAGAAGGUGACAAUACUUUUUUUAAACUGGACCAAAACAUUUUUUGUAAAGGAUAUGUUGUGGUGGUAUUAUGGUGAAAUGUUAGCAUUUGCUUCUUGUAGUGAGAUCCGUCCUCCAACCAUUUAAUAUUAUUCUAUGAUAUUGAAACACGUCUUCUGUCUUCAUGUAAUUAUUUUUUGUAUGUAUUUUCUACUUAGUUUAAUCAAGCAUUAAAAAGUCAUACUUUAAAACUUCACUUAUUUUAAAGAAACACUUGUUUAAUAAAACUUUAGCAUAAUAUAAAAAAAACAACAAAAAUAUAGUUUUAAUAAAUGAUAGUGGUUUGCGAAUAAUAAAAUGCAAGAAGGAUCAAUUAAAUUAAUUUGAAAAGAUAAAAAUAUAUCUAAUUCCUCAGUCUUUGGAAUACAAAUAUAUCAAUUAAUGUGAUCAGUGAUAAAUUUUGUUUACCUUGACCAAAUGUAUAUUUUUAUCUUGAUAUUGUUUUUAGUAUUAGUACACUAAUUAUUAUAAAUGCACUAGAUGUUAAUAAUUAAUUACGUUUAGCUACACAUAUCCUUUACAUUGUAUUAACCAACACCUUUCUCCAGAGUUCAGUCAAAGACAAUUGGUAAAAAAAUAAGUAAAUAUAAAUUGUAAUAACUUUGAAAUUGCCUUAUAUUCGCUGACCACUACAACUAAGUGACAAAAUGUGUUAAUGCAGUAAUGGACUUUUUAGGAAAUUUGUUAAGCUUUACUAUACUACAUCUCAAUAACUAUUUUAAAUGUAAUCAGAAUUUUUUUUAAAGCGUUGAAAUCUAUUUGCUAUUUGCUAACUACUGUGUUUAAAACAUUGUAAUCAAACUAAUAUAAUAUGUUUAAAAGAAAACUUAUUACUUCUAAACCAGUCUCAACAACAUAUGUACUAUUAUACAAAUUAAACACUUAAAACUAUGUGUAAUUUCUUGUUAUAUCAGACUUGAUGUGAUUCUAGAAAGGUUUCUAAGACUUGUUAUUUUGUUCUUUUAAUUCUUUGUACGCUCCAAAGAAAUCAAUCUCUAAAACGAUAAUUUAAAAACAUAUUAAUAUUUAAAUUGAUCAAAAUUAAUUUUACAAACGUUUGUUUUGUAUCCAAAUCAAACAUUUAUAAAUAAUUCAAUAAAAAUACAAGUCAAAUAUAACUUUAUAAAAUUACAAAUGAAGACACACUUCUUAAGGAGAUUAGCUCGCACAACAGUCAAUAAUAGCUGAGUAUCAGUUUAAAACAAACUAAGCAUGUGCACAGCAACUGAUUGUUACAAAUGAGUAUAUUCCCUUACAGCAACAGUUGAGCCAUUGUGUGCUUCUGGACUGACAAAACAAACAAAAGCUUUAGUUGUGACUGCUGCAGGAUGUUACGAGAGCUACACUUCACUUUGCAUCACACUAAAACACCAAAGAAGCUCUCUCACAUAUGCUAACGACUUUUUAAGAACUAAAAUUAAUAAUGCACUGUUCUGAGGUACUUAGAUGUAUUCUUCUUAAAGCGUACAAUGGGUUAAAAUUAUAUAACAACUUUAUCAACCUAGUUUGUUAUGAAGUAUAAAUAUUACAGUUUUUGUGGGUCUGACUUAUAUUAUUGGUCAUGUUAAAUAUCAAUAGCAAGUGUUGAACACUAAAUAAAACUAAUAAUAUUUUAUAUAUUGUUGUUUAAAAGGCAAUAAUUCUGAAACUUAUUCUGAUAAUCCUGUGAUGAUGAUAGAAUGAUAUUUUUCAAUUGGAAAAUUGAGUAGUGGUUGGUAAUGGCUAAUACUCAGAGGCAUAAUAAUAGAUAUGAUCAGUAGUUACCUUUGAUUUUUUUUCUUAUCAAUUGAAAUAAAAUAUGAAAAUUUGAAAAAGUGGAUAUGAAUAAGUAUUACUUGAUCAAAUAAUUCUUAAUUCCAUUGUAAAUGGUAGGUUAACACAUAAAAAAUGAAUUUCAAGAAAUUAACAAUCAAUACACAGCAUCUUGGCAAAACUUAAGAUAAGAAUAUGUUUAUCCCUUCCCUGAGCAUUCCUUUUUUAUUCUAAUAAUACCUGAGUUGGAAUUAUGCUGGCAAAUAAAUUUAUAAUAAAACAUUGUGAUACAAACUGUAAGGAAUUAACUCACAUACGAGUCACUUAAAAUCAAGCACAAUACUUUUAUUCAACAUUUUGUAAAUAUGUUUAGUUUUUAUUUUUAUUGAAUAGUUUCUUUUUGGUUUUGACUGUGCAGUGUGCCUAUUUUGUGUAUGAAUGUUGACCGACGCAGUAUUUGUCGAAUCGUGCAUAUUUAGACAAAAAUAGAAAUUUAUGCUAUGUAACACUUAAUAUAUUAUGCAGAUAUCAUAAAUCGUAUCCCACAUUUGUUAGUGUUUCUAAUAGGUUGUUGAAUGAUGUGAAUAACAAGGUUAGGUUACAUUUUGUUACUUUUAUUCAAUUUAUGUUUGUUAUAAACCAUAUUUUAUAUUUUUACAAAUAAGCUAUAUGUUUGUCAGUACAUACAAAAUAAUGUAUCUGAAUAAACUAUAACAUUUGACAUUUAGAUUAAGAUUUCACCAAUUCAGUUUUAGUGGCUUUUAAGCAAUUAAAUUUGCCUGAAUGCAUUUACUGUUAUAUAGUUAUCUUCAUUUUAUAUUUUGUAUAUUUUAAACAACAUAUAUAUUACAAGUUAUGUAGAUUACUGUAUUUUUAAAGUUUGUAUGUGAUUAUUUAGAGGAUUUUAUUUGAUAACUAACAAUCAUUAAGUUUAUUUUUCAUUGAGAUAUUUAAUUUUCUAUUCAACUGAAAGUAGUACUGUAUUUGUUUAUCUACGUUAAAAUGUUUUGUGAAGCUGAAUUGCAAUGUGCAUGAGUGUUGCUCACACGUUUUAGUUCGAUAAUGGGAGUGCACAUACCUUGUAUAGCUAGUAUGUACGAAGAGAUGUAUAGCUUGACUCUUGUGUGGCUACCACAGUCAAGAGGUUUGUACAGUGUAUAUGCUAUAUCAUGUCAAUGUAUAUAUUUGUAAGGACUCAGUAUUUUGCAUUUUCCUCUUGAAUAAAGCAGUGCCUGUCAUUAUG